GGAAUCAGUCUUCACUGAAAGCAAGGACUCUUCUAUCCCAAAGGCUUACAGAGCUUCUUCCAACCCAUCAUGGGGGAUACUAAGCUCUGCCUUUUGCUGCUGCUAGGCACCUAUGCUUUGGCCCGUAAGUACAGCGCAAUUUACACAUUGUUUUUGAGGUCCAUUUUUAAUACAUGCUUUUCAUUCGUUUUGGUAGUUUUGUGCUACAAGCAUCCAGUUGUGUUGAAAUAGGUCUACAUUUAACAAGAGACAAUGUAACUAAUUCUGGGUAGCUUACUUAUACUUUUUUAAAUUGUCAUUGACAUAUAGGCCUAUAAUGAAAAUAUGCAGAUACUCUGAAUACAUUUUACAGACAGACAAUAGCUGUAAUGGAUGAUAUUCUGUGCACUGGUAUUUCAUAACUUCCUAAUCCUUUUUUCAUUUUCAUUAUUCACAGAGCAAGAUAUUGGGAAUUCCGAGGGACAAUCUCCAACUUGUCUCUGUAAGUUCGUUUUUUCUUUAUUUAAAUGUUAGAUGAAGGUAUUCUUCCAGUAGAUAAUGGUCUCUAGGGAAAACGGGUUUUCAACUAGUUAGCUUCAAAACUAAAAGAGUUGCAAAAUGUCAACGAGAAGAGAGGAGGAUUCAGGGGAUUUUGUUUUAGCUCAGGAUUACAAUGAAAAUACGUAUUCUUCCAGACUCCAGUCGAAAACCGUAGAGGAAUAAGCAAAUCUUUGUUAUAAUGUUUACUCCUUGUAGCCUACUCACAAGAACUCAAGGGAUCAUUGCUAAAAUUCACCUAGGCCAACUGAACUUGCACUGGUCAGCUGAAAUGUGUGACUUUGAACUCUUAUGAUGAUAUCACCGUUCAGUAUCAGGUUGACUUUGCUAGCUAAUAUACUAAGCGAGUAGAUUCGAUACAACAAUGAUAUGGAUUUUUUGUGGAUUAGGUUAUACUUAAUUUGCAAACAUUUAAAAAGAGUGAAUGGGACAGGACAAAACUUCUGCUUAGCUUUCUCUCUGGUAAAAUUCUGAUAAUUCGCGCACACUAAUUCAGCUGUCAUCAGAACCCAAAACAGGAUAUCAAACAAAAAGGAGAGUGAUUUUGUGAGAAGUUAUCACUGCUUGUUAUAACCAUAGAGGAAUAGGCAAAUCUUUGUUACAACUCCUUGUAGCCUAGGACACACAACAACUAUAGGGAACAUUACUUCACCUAGGCCUACUCAAUUUGCACUGGUCUCAGCCAGAAAUGUGUGACUUUGAACUCUAUGAUGAGAUCAUCGAUCAGUGUCAUGUUGACUUGCCAGCAUCCUUAUACAAAAGUCAACACUAUCCAUUUUAUCAUGCGAAAGGUAGAGUCCAAAACUCCUUAUCUCACUAGAGAUUAGAUGUCUUUCAACAUAACAUGUCCAUAUGUAUUGCUCCCCUCUUGCUAAUAAAUUUAAUUGCAACGUUAGUCAUUUAUGCCCCCUUAUUUUUAGUGGCAAAGAGGUUCAAGAACUUCAGAAGAUUUCUGUACCAGUACGAAGCAGAGACCCUUAAUGGCGUAAAUGGAGCUACCAACCUCAAGAAUGGCCCUAAAGUCACCUGCAAGGUACGUGACAGGCAACUGAGCCCAGAGCCCUCCAGCAACUCUUCCGUGCUCUCACUCAACUUCCAUUCCUCCCUUACAGAAGCGGACAUUAAAGGGACAGUCCUCUGACCGAUCAUUUUCUUCUUCUUCUCACAGGUCGAAAUCGAUGUGCCCCAAACAUGCAGUUUCAUCCUGCGCACCACAGAGUGUGCCCUGAGCGAGGUCGUUGACGUCGACGCAGAAGGUUCCGCUGUGUUCGCGCCCGCUGCUGGUGCUGAGGCUUUCCAGACUGCCAUGGCGAAGUACGUUAUCACGUCACUUUUUUCCCACAGUGAUUUAUAGUACAUUUUCUGUUGCUUGAUAACCCUUGAUGGCAGAAUAAGAGUAUACUUAGCACGCUCUGAUGAAGGUUUGACGAACGAAAGCUCAGCGUUAAUAAAUAGAAAAUUGUGCAUUGAUCCUGAAUGUGCGGAGAUACCUUUUCAUUUCAAAAUAAGAGUAUACGAAAUAAGUAGUUACUAAGAUGAUCACCCCUUUCUUGUCCAGGAACACCCUGAAGGUCAUGGUUGAGGGACAGACAGGUGUGAAACUCUUCCCUGAGGAGGAUGAGACCACCACCAUCUUAAACAUCAAGAGGGGAAUUGUCUCUGCCCUUAUCGUGCCUGCUUUGGAGGAAGAGAAAAACAAGGACAUGGUAACCAUGGCAAUUUCCUCACCUGCAAGCUCACAGCCAAUUAGUCAGUGACGUGACAUAACAGUCAUCAGGUCCAUAGAGGUCUGGGUCAUCGAGGCAAUUUGAUUUUGUUUGUGAUGUAUCAAGAUACAAAUGGCAUAAUAAAGAGAUAAGAUGCCCCUAUCUAUGGUGGUAAAUACCAAACAACCAGUUGUUAGAAUGACUACCUAGAAUGAACGCACCGUAGAUAAAGCUGCAGGUCAAAGUCCUUGAUAGCUUACUCUCAAAACUGUGUGUCUCCAUCUGUGGUCUAUCUAUCUUAUUGAAUCUAGAUCUAUAAUCUGUAGAUAUCCUUCUUGGUACCAGACAUGUGACAUAGAAUCACAGAUACCAAAGUAUAUUGUGUUAACCUAAUAAUCGAAAUGGAUGUGUGUUCAUCAUUCACUCUAACAAAAACUCUCUCAACAUUCAGGCCACCCUUCAUGGAGUCUGUGGCACCAACUUUGCUGUCAAUGCCAGGGAAGACAUCGCCACUGAUGUCACCGUCACCAGGGACCUGUCCAAAUGCGAUAGCUUCGUUGCCCAGAGGGACCACACCAGCCCCCUGGCUAUCAUCUCUGGGAUGGUAAGAAGGGGGGGGAAUUGUAAAAAUAAAUGGUGAUCAUUUACAAAAAAACAAUUGGUCAUUCUUCGAUUAAGCAUUACAUUUGAAUAGAAUAUAAUUGUUUUAUUCAUUUACACCAGAGAUCAUCAACUAGAUUCAGCUGCGGGCCAAUUUUUUCUUGAGCGGAUGGUCAGGGGGCCCAAACAUAAUUACAAAUAAUUUGUAGACUGCAAAUUGGCCACAAGAAGCUCAAACAGAUAUAAUAUUUGACUAAAACCAUUGCUUACAUUUGUAUACGAUAAUAAUCAUUGCUUACAUUUAUAUACAAACAUUGGAACAGAGUUCCCAAAUUAAAAUCACUCGGGGUGAUUUGCUGGUGUUUUUAGUCUUUUAAGUCCAACAAUUAAAAAAUAUAUAACUAACUUUUAUUUUGUUACUUGGGGGGGAUAAAUUAAAUCACGGCAGUUGGGGAACCCUGAUUUACACCAUAAACCCAUCAUGAUUAUUGUUCCUGACAAAGCGUUUGAUUGUGCUUCCCUGUCAACAGCAAUACCCACUGUCCAAGCUGAUCAGCAGCACCCAGACUUGCAACUACAAGUUUGACAACCAGAAGAAGCACAUGACUGCUGGAUCCUGCACUGAGAAGCACAUCUUCCUGCCUUUCUCCCACCAGUAAAUCCAGACAACUUCAAAAUCUGUUUAAUCCUAUGAAUAGAAUACUGAGUCUUCAAUGACGUUAGCCCAGAUUUGAUCCUGGCCAGUUUAACAUUCGUCACGUUCUUCCAUCCUCUUCCUAAAUGCAGGACUGAGUAUGGAGUGUCAACACUGGUCAAACAGACUUUGACUCUCCUGGAGACUAGCAAGAUCAACGAAAGAGUUUUCAACCACAGUAAGAAUUUCAUUUUUCUGUUCCUUUUACUUUUCAACCUUUUGAAAAAAAAACAGGACAAAAAUCUGCUUUUACCAAACUGAUAAACAGAAUGUGUACUGUACCAGGCGGCCUUUACAGAAUUACCUUGAAAACGAAAUAUGUUCUAUCUUACUCUCUAAAGAUGAGGCCAACCUCAAGGGUCUACCCAUGGAGGCUGCUGAGGACAAAGCUGCUGUCCAGACAGCAGAUGUCGCUCUUGCCACCCUGAGGGAACUGAGCAUCCUGUCCAAGACCAACCAGGGCCACCAGCGUGCCAGCACCUUCCAGAGACUCGUGGCUGAGCUCCGUGGACUGAAGGGUGAGACUAUGAGCCCCGCCGUCCCUGAGAUGGUGUCGGUAUCGGACGCCCUGACCUGGCAGGCCCUGGCCCAGUGCGGUACCCCUGAGUGUAGCAGCGCCAUGCUCCAGCAUCUCAGGACCUUCGAGCCUGAAGCUAUGGAGGUCGACGCCGCCGUCUAUGCCCUGGGACUCCUGCCCAACCCCUCCCGCCUCCUGGUCAAAGACAUGCUCAGCAUGGCUCAGUACAAACAGAGCAAGCCCAUCAUGUUUGCUUUAGGCAACGUCGUCAGAAAGUAAGUCCAAAAUGUAUGCUCUACUUGGUUAUUGACUGACAGACAAUGACUGACGUUUUCAGUUUAGUUUAAUAAACAUUGUGGUCCAAAUGUUCAUUGCCACCCUCUUGCUUUGUGUUACUAGGCUCUACCAGGCUGAGGGCAAAGUCACCCCCGAGAUCGCUGCUGUGUCGGAGUUCCUUGCCUCCCUUUUGGGUGCUGAUUGUGCUGGAGAAAAGGAGCUGACUUUCCUGACCCUGAGGGUAUGUUGUCACCUGUUGCUCAACCAAUCAGCUUCUUCUUCCCACCUAAUCACAUGACAUGGAAAGCUUGACUUCAUUGACUGCUUAUCUGACUCUCUCUUUAUUUGUAAUGGCGUCCAGAUUAUUGGCAACAUAGGAGAAGCCAUGGAGGCCGCUGACGCCACAGUGAAGACCACCCUGCUGAAGUGCAUGAGACAGCCCACCACAACCCUGCAGGUCCAGCUUGCUGCCAUCCAGGCCUUCAGACGCAUGUCUGUGACUGAUGAGGUAAACUAUAUGCAAACUCCAAAAUGAACUUGAAGAACAAAAACCUGGGCCUGUACUCAAAAAGUCAGAGUAGGAGUAAUGAUCUAGGAUCAGGUCCCCCCUAUCAAUAUAAUGUUUUUCAUUAUGAUCUAAAAAGACAAGCUGAUCCUAUAUCAGCACUCCUACUCUGAGACUUUGUGAAUAAGGGCCCUGCACUGCUAUGCUGUGGCACACAAUCUCCUUUCAAGAAUACCUUGACUAAUUAGCUGCCAUUUUGUUUUCCUUUCCAGGUGCGCUCUAACCUCCAGAGGGUGAGCUCAUAUGCUAAGGGUGCCGUGCAGAAGAGACUGGCAGCCUACCUGAUUCUGAUGAGGACACCUGAGGCAAGUGACCUGGAGCUGGUGAAGAAAAUACUGAAGGCGUCGAUGCAGGAGCAGAAACCAGACGUCCAGGAGCAGAAUGCGCAGGUCAAGGCCUUCGUGACCUCUCACAUCUACAACAUCAUCCACUCCAAUGACCCAGAGACCAUAAAGUAUGUAUAAAUAUAAUCUGAAACAGACUUCGUCAUAAUAUUAUACAAAAAGUAAAGUAUCUAGUAUUAGUACUGUUCCUUAAUAUUCCAUAAUCCUAAUCUCCAUAUUCUUUACUUUUCUACUCAGGCUGGGCGAAAAGAUCCUUGAUGUCCUUGCUGACCCUACCAUUGCAACCACUCAUGGUGACUACACUACUAUGUCUCGCAACUACAAGAUGGAUGCUGCCAUGAACAACAUAAAGACCAGCAUGCAAGGAAAUAUGAUCUUUGAUCCCACCAGCCAACUGCCCAAGGAGAUCAUGCUUGAGACUACCCUAAAGGCUUUCGGCUAUAACAUGGACAUGUGGGAGGUAUGUAAUAACAGAAAUAUGUUUUUAUGUCUAGUAAUCCAUAAUAACAGGUUUGUAGUGGGAUUUUGUUAUAUCCAAUCUGCAUUGCAUCGACCAUUCAUUGUUUUGUUUUUCUAUAGAUUGGCAUGGAGGGAAAAGAGUUUGAGCCAACCGUUGAGGCUCUGUUCGGAAAGAAUGGGUUCUUCCCCGACACCAUAUCCAAGGCUAUGUACUGGGCUGGAGACAAGAUGCCAGACCAGGUGAACGAGGUUCUGAAGAACUUCGCUGCCCCCUUGAAGAAUGAGAAAACGAAGGUGCUUACCACACAUCUUGUAAAAAAAAAAGUUAUUACAUUCAGUUUGCAUUAUUUGAUCAUUAACUGUGUGUAAAUGUUACUAUUGCCAUUGUUAACUCUUUUCAAAUAUUUUCUUCAGGUCCCAGAGAACAUCAUGAGGGAGAUUAUCCGCAACUUCAACAAGCUGGCGAAGGACCUGCAGGCUCAGGAGUCCCCUGAAGCCAUGGCCUAUCUGAGGAUCAUGGGAACUGAGCUUGGAUACAUCAAGGGCAGCGAGCUGAAGGGCAUCGCCCAAUACGCAGCCAUGUACGCUGAGAUCCUCCUCAAGGACAUACCCACAAAGGUAAUUCACAUGUAUACAUCUAUGUGUACCUCCAAGUGUGAAGAGCCCUCUUGUUUUAUUUCCUGCUAAGAACAAUUUAAUGUUUACAACAUUUAUCAAGAAUGAAUGACUUUUAAGUUGCUUUGGAUAACAGCAUCUGCUAAAUGGUAUAUAUUAUAUUUAUUUAUUAUUAUGGCAUUGAUUUAAUUUUUUUCCUGGGUUUAGUUCAUGCAGAAGAUGGUGGCAGGCACUGACAAUGAAGUGUUCGUCCAUUACAUCUUCAUGGACAACAAGUUCUCCCUGUCAACUGCCUCUGGCUUUCCUCUGAAGUUCUCUCUGUCUGGUACCUUUGCUCCUGGAGCUAAGGGAGGCCUCCGCUUUCACCGCAACAUGGUAAAUAUCCCACUCUCUGUUCUCUUCUAUCUUACUGCGCUCAAACAACAUUCUUUCACAAUAUUCUAAUUAUGAAAACUAAGUAUGAAACAGUAGAUUUCAUAUUAUUAAUACAUUUGUAUCGAAUUGUUUGUAAAAAAUGUUAAACAUUCUCAAGCAUUUAUAACAUUUGUAAUAAUAAUAUAUGAAACAUUUAUAAUAUAUGAAGGCAUUUAUACAUAUAACAGAGUUUUCUAAUGUGCCUCUCACUGCUAUUUUUUAACAGCAGGAAGUGUCCUUCAUGCCCUCUGUGGGAGUGGAGUUUGUGACCCAGAUGGGAGUACACAUCCCAGAGUUUACCAGCUCCGCUGUGGAGAUGCACACCAACAUGUACCACGAAAGCGCAGUCAACGCCAAGAUCACCAUGGACCAGAACCAGAUCAAGCUGAGUAUCCCUGCUCCUCAGGGCUCAACCCAGCUCUUCAGAGUCAGGUAAAAAAAAUAAAAAUACUGUCCUAUGUACAUCAAAAACAAUUGAGUAAAUGUAUCAAAAGUCACAUAAUUUGUUAUUUCUUUUUGUUAUUUUGCACCUCUUCAACAACAGCAACAGAAUGCUGACAGUGACCUCUGGUCAGGCUACUCUGAUCCCCCCCAUGGAUGAGGGCAGGACCAACGUCGUGAACUGCAGCCCUCUCUUCUCUGGAGUGAAGUACUGCACCACCGUCCGUUACAACAUCGCUGGUGACAACGCUGCCGCUCCCUAUUUCCCUCUCAACGGAGAGACUAAGUAAGGACAACAUUUGAGGGAGUUUGGAUGUGUUUAUAGAAGGAAAUUGCUAAUGCACCAUAUUUGAAGAUCAAACUAGCAUCAUACUGAACAACAGUCUCUCUGUCCUAGGUUUGCUCUUGAUAUCCAGCCCACUGGCGAGGUCUCUGAGUACACCGCCACCUUCGCCUAUGACCUCCUCAGCGAGGGCAAGGAGGGACGCCAGAAGGUUGACACCAUGAGGAUGACACUGAGAGCAGAGGGUAGGAACAUCUCUGUCCAAGCACUACAUUUCCCAUGGUUCAUACUGUUUGGUAUGAAUCAGCUUUAUGAAUCAGUGGUUUAAAUCAACUCACUCUCUGCCUCCUUGUUUACCUAGGUGCUAAACCCACUGAGGCCACCGCCACCAUGAAGUACAACAGGAACAGGAACGUCCUGACCACCAACGUCCAGAUCCCCGACUAUGAUGUGGAGGCUGGAAUCAGGAUUGGUCUUACCGACAGCAGAGCCAAUGGAAAGUCUAUCACCAUCGACAUCACCAACAAGAACAUCCCUCAGCUGUCUCUAAUUGGCCGCGCCAAGUAAGUAAACGCAAAAGCCCUCCCCAUUAGCCACAUUCAUUUGUCUGUGUCUUCAUAGAUCAGCACAUGUUGGAAAUUAAUUGAAUCACUAAGAGAUUCUGAUGGUUUUCUUUCCUCCAGGCUUGAGGCCAUGACCGACAGUAUGCUGCAGGUCCAGCUGGUUGUCCCUGCCCUCAAGACUGACGCAGCUAUCACUGCCACUAUGAAGAGUGCAGAGGAACUCACCCUGGAGCUCAGGAGCGACAUCAAGCUCCCCAAGACCACCUCCAUUCAGGGAGUCAUCUUCAAAUACAGUAUGCUAAUUCUACAAAUUCAUAACACACCAUUGUGUAGGGAGGAGGUUGAUCUUUAUGUGGUAUGUUUAUUUGACUUGUAUGCAAUGGACAUAAUGUUCAAAGUUAUAUGUACUAAUAAUACAACAUGUUUUCCUUUUAGAUGAGAACAAGGUUGAGGUUCAGCUGGUGUCCGACAUGGGCUCUGAGAUCCAGAAGCUCAUCCCUCAUACCGAAGCCCUCCAGGCAUGGCUGAAGCAGCUCUCUGAGGACAUCCUGGACAAGCAGGUGGUCAACACCGACAUGAAACUGCGUCACAUCUUCACCAAGUCUCUUGAGGUAAGACAACACCCAAAUACUUUUCGUACAGUCUCCUCAAUUCUUUCCAUGUUUUAUUCUUCCAUAGAAGUCAAACCAAUGGUGGCAGAUCAACACAUAACAAAAUUGUUUUUUAACAGGCCGGCAACAAUUGGAUGAACAAAAUCACCUUUGAUGUUCCCAUGGUUAAGACACUGAAGGACAACAUGCCAGAGCUGGCAAUGCCCGCUAUGCCCGAAAGACUGUUCCUGAAAUCGUAAGUACAUCUGAAAGCAGUAAACUAUUUUGGGGUCUCUUUUUAUAGAGCCUAUUAAUCUUCUAUGUGAUGUCAGUGUCCAAAAAAAGUAAAUCCAUAGACAUCUCAUUAUUUCAUUCCUUCAACAGUGAGGGCACAUUCAAAUACCAGUUCAACAAGGACCGUGUCACCAUCACCAUCCCCAUGCCACUCGGAGGAAAGUCAUCUGAGGAGCUGAGGAUUCCUGCCAUGCUGACCACCCCACAUCUGUCUGUGCCCCAGGUCGGUCUGGAGCUUGCCUCCAAGGAGGUCAAGGUCCCCACCUUCUCCAUCCCCAACGACUACGAGCUCACUGUGCCACUCUUUGGAAUGGUUGAAGUGUCUGCUAAGGUGAACAGCAACUACUACAACUGGGAGGGAAUGGUCUCCGGUGGCAACAACUCUGUGGAGUCCCCCAGCUACAUUGCCAAGUUUAAGGUGGUGGCUGACAGUCCCAUUGAACUCCUCGCUUUCACAUCUGAAGGUAAACCUUUUCUCUCAACUUCUUUUUACCUUUUUGAUGUUAUAACCUUAUCAAAAGCAUAUAUAGUAGUUCAUUGAACUUCCUAAUCAGAAAUGUUUAGUAGUUUUACAGAUUGCCGUAUUAUCAUGUUUGGAGGGGAGAAACAUGUUACAUUAUAACUUCAAAUUAGAUCAUACAAUAUAACUGACCUUGAGUCAUUUUGACUGAUUUACCUUGUGUAUACUAUAGUGACUUCAUGUCCCUUGUUUUGUCUCAUUACAGGAACAGCCUUCAUCACUGACAUGCCAGAAGACUCUCUGAAUGCUAUUUUGAAUGGUUCCCUGAGCCACAAGCUCAUUGACACCAGCUUUGAGGUAAUGGAAACCGUCAGUAUGUCAGACAAAGUGAGAGCCACAGGCAACCACAAGAUUCAGGUCUUCAGCCCUCUGGGUCUGCAGACGUCCCUGGACAUCACUUCCCAGGCCUCCCUGGCCUCUGACAUGCUCAUUGGAGAUGCUAACAUGGAUGGAAGUGUAACCCUUGGAUCAGUGACCGCCAGCACCACCUAUUCCCAGUCUUUCUCUUUCGAACCCAUGAAGAAAGAAGCCAGAGCAGAGUCCACACUUAGGGUGAACUCCCCAAUCCUGGAGAUUAUCAACAAGCUCAAGGCCGGCUAUGCUAAUGAGCAGCUUCUGAUUGAGUCCAACACCAACCUGAACAACGACCCCAUUAAGCACACCACCAAGUUUAGCAUCGGCUACAAGGAGGCCCAGCUGACCAUCCAGUCCGACUCUGUGACCAAGGCUGAAGAGAAAAUGAUCCGCAGCCAAGUGGACUUCACUGCCUCCAGGGAUGAAGCCAUCAUCAGGGUAGAGAACCAGGCUGAUGAUACCGAGAACCGUGCCUACUCUCUGCUCUCCGGAGCCCUGAACCCCACCAGUCUGGAGAUCAAUGCAGAUGCUUCCGUCAACGUCCUCGGCAGCCGCGCCUCCCACAAGGCUGCUCUAACGCUGAGCCAGGAAGGUCUAGCAACAAGUGCCACCACCACCGCCCAAAGCAGCCCCAUAACCUUUGAGAAUGUCUUCAAUGGUGGAGUCGAUACCACCAGGGCCCAUGUGUCCAUCAACACCAAGGGAGCCUUUAAGGAGAACACCGCCGAGCUCAACUUGGAGGGGAAAGUGGCAAGCUCUGAGGUCUACCUAAACAGCAUGUUCAAGGGAAAUCUCUUCGAUGCCAACACCAUGAACAGAGUGAACCUGAAGGUGAACGAAGACGGUCUGGACCUCACCAACAAGCUGGUCGCUGAACUGUAUCAGAUGGAGACUGAGAACACACACACCCUGACUCUCACUCUCAAAUCCCUGGCCCUCCGCUCUAAGACCGAGAACUUAUUCAACAAGGAGAACACCUACAAGCACGACAUCUCUGUCGACAUUCAGCGCUCGGGCGUUGCUGUGAACGUGAAAAACGACCUCAAGAUCACAGAGAUUAACUUUGUCAAUGAGGCCAUGUUCAAGGUUGAGGAUUACAAGAUGGAACUGACCGGCAGCCUGAAGGGAGUCUCUUCCGAAGAGGCCAAUUUCAAGCACACUUAUGAGAUCAGUUUUGCUGACAUGACCACCACUGCUAAGUGCAACACCAAUGGAAAAUAUGCACUCUCUCAGAUGACACAAACCGCUGACCUCGAGAUCGCUGGUCUGUCCACCAAGUUCAACAGUGUGGCUAGCAUCAACUCUCAAACUAUCCUGGGGACAGCACUGAACUUGGACAGCACUAUCAACAUUGUCGCUGAGCCAUUCAUGGUUGACAUUUCUGCCCUAUUCAACUCCAACGGAACUCCGAAUAUGUUCGGAAUUCAGAACAUUGAGCUGUUCAACCAGUUCCUGUUGAAGGCAGAGCCCCUAGCUUUCUCCCACUCCCACGAAUGCAAGGCCUCCACCACCCUCCAGCUGGAAAAUGGAGACUCUGUCAAGACCAACCUGGGCAACAAGAUCACCAGUCGUCUGACUCCUCAGGAGCAGUAUGCCUCAAUGAAGAUGACAUCCAAACUGAAUAACCAUGAAUUCAACCAAGAACUUAGCGCCUUGAACAAUGCUGAAACGAUGGGAAUGGAGAUGACAGGAGCUGUCUUCACCACCAUCUUGAACAAGGCCAGUGAAAACCAGGAAUAUGCCAUCUCUGGCUCCCUGAAGUACGAGAAGAAUGUUGACAGCCAUUUCAUUCAGCUGCCAUUCAUUGAGCAUCUCCCUGCAGUCAUUGAACAAGUCAAAAUUGCCACAAUGAUGACAAUGGAGAACAGCAAAGGCCUGCUGCUGGAUAUUGACACCAAAUACGAAAUUAGAGCCAAGAUCCAGGGGAAAGUGGGUGAACUGAAACAAGUUAUUGAGAGCUUCGACAUCAACCUGUUCAUUCAGGACCUGAAGAACUUCAUCAAUUCCAUUGAAAGCCACAUUCCCACACUGAUGGCCAAGAUUCCCACUGAAGAAAUCAUUAAUAUCCUUAAGUCAAUCAGGGACACUAUUAUGAGGUGGAUCAAGAAAAAUGACAUCGCUGGCAAGAUGAAUGGUAUUUACACCAAAAUUGAAGAGAUCCUGUCCAAUUAUGAGGUUGAAAAGAUGGUUGAGAACAUCAUGGAUGAGGUUGUCAUAAUCAUGAAGUCCUACCAGCUCAGAGAACACAUUCAGUCAGCAAGCAACGCUCUUAAGUCUAUUGAUAUCCAAGCCCUGCUGAACAAAAUCAUGACACAUGUGAAUGAGUUUGUAAAUGAACUGAAUGCCUUUGACUUCAAGCAAAUGGUAGACAACAUGAAUGUCUAUUUCGAUAGACUGACCGAGAAGAUCAGGUCUUUCGAUUAUAACACAUUCGCCGAGGAGCUGAAACAGAAAGUCAUCGAACUGAGCAGGGUCCCCUGUUUCGGAAAACUCAACGGAGAGUUCAGAGUCACCUCACCUGACUACAGCAUGAGCACCAAUGCUGAGUUCCGGAAUGCCACAACUACCAAAGUAACACCAGAGUUCUACAUUAUCCUCAAAUCUCAGGCCACUUCUACCUCUGAUCUGCUAGCCUAUACCCUGGAUGCCAAAGUUGAUAUUGCUGUGCCCAAGAUGAGCCACCUGUCUCUCUCUGAGAACAUCAAGAUCAUGCACACCACUUUCUCCAUGGACCACCAGGGAACAGUUGCCUUCUACGGCACAUCAGCCCAGGCUUCCUCCAAGACCAAUGCCAAGGCCACUACUGAGCCCUACACUGCCGAGCUGGUUAGCAAUGCCUUCUUCGACAUGGAGAAUGGAGUCUCUACCACACUGGAGACUACCUACAACCACAAGGUGAACCUGCCACUUCUCAACAUCUUCAGCGAGGCUGCCAUUACCCAGAAGGCAAUUGCCCUCCUGGAAGCUGGCAUUGUAACUCUGACUCUUACCAAUGAGGGUAACGGUAAAUCUGCCAUCCAGGAUUACUCAGAUGAAGGAACCCACAAGUACGACAUGCAGGUUGUCAUGAACCUCAACACUGUCAAACUGACCUUCACUGGGGCAACCGACACCAACAACCUGAAAAUAAAGCAGAAUGUGAAUGCUGAAGCCGUCAUUUUCAGUCACAUCCUCAUUGAAGCCAACGCUGAGACCAAAACUCCCUUCAUCAAGAGCAGUGUUGCUGAGUUGAAAGCAGAGGCUAAGGUGCAGAAUCUGAAAAUUGAGGUAACUGCCUCCUGCAACACAGAGCUGGUAGGCAAAGUUGAGGGAAUUAUUUCCAACUCAAUCAACUUCAUCGCUACACCCAAUGAGUUUGUGUUUGACACCAAGAACAAGGAAAACACCAAAGUUGCACUUCCCUUCAAGCUGACUGGAAAGAUUGAUCUUCAGAAUGACUUUGCCUUUACCCUCAACUCUAAAGUGCAGCAGGCUAGCUGGACUGGACUGGCACGAUUCAACCAGUACAAAUACUCACACUACUUCACAAUGGACAACAGUGAGCAGGAAAUCCACGUCUUCACCCAGAUCAAUGGAGAAGCGAACCUUGAUGCAUUGAGGGAGCCCAUCGCCAUUCCCAAGAGAGCUGUAGAAUUCAUUGGUAGGACUGAGUUCUCUCUGUGGGAGGACACCGGUCUGAGUGUGCUCUUGACCACACCUCAGCAGACCUUUGACAUGGACACCAAGCUCACAUACAAGAAGAACCCUGAGAUGAUCACCAUUGACAUUGACAUGGAGCCAAUCUUCAAUGCCAUCAACAAGCACACCAGGAGUCUGAACAAGAACAUGAUUGUUGGAAGGGACAAGGCUGUUGCCGUUCUCUCUACCUCAUUUGACCAGGCAAAGGCAGAGUACGAGAAAUACAACAUUGAGCUACCCAAAACUCUCACUGUUCCAGCAUACAAAGUUCCAGUGCUGAAUAUUGAAGUAUCUGGUUUCACGAUUCCCGUGCCCGACUUCAGUCUCAUCACAAUGCCUACUUUGCAUGUUCCAUCUGCUCUUAGCAAGCUGACCCUGCCAAAAAUAACUCUGCCCAAAAUGCAGAGCAACAUCAUGAUCCCUGUCUUCGGUGACCUGACCUACGAGUUCUCCAUGAAGACAGCUGUGCUGACAGUGAAGGCAAAUGCUGGUGUCCUCAAUCAGGAUGAUAUCAUUGUCCGAUUUGACGCUUCCUCCACCUCUGAGUUUGAUGCUCUGAAGGCCAAGAUUGAUGGUACCACCACCUUGAACAGGAACAAUGGAGUGAAACUGGCCUCUAUCCUGAAUUUGGAAGCCAUGUGUAUUGAGGGCAGCCAUGACAGCACCAUCAGCCUCAAUGGCGACGGUAUGGAUGCCUCAAUCACAAAUACAGCUAAGGUCAAUGUCCCUACCCUCUGGACUCUGGAAGUCAACCAGGAGGUCUUUGGAAAUGCGCAGGAUGGCCUCAUCAUCUCUGUGUCCUCUCCAAAUGCUGGACUCCUCGGACUCCAGCUGCAGGCCAAUAAACCAGUCCAAGUGAAAGGAAGAAUCUACGGCAGAUACCCGGUAAGACUCAUGUACAUUUCAAUGACUUCAUAAGCACUGUUUGCAAUGUGUUUAUGACAGCCAUGUAGAGCAUGUAACAAUGCUGUUUCACUCACCUAUUUCUGUUUCUGUUUUCAUUCUCUCAUGCAGUCUGAACCCACCACUGAUGUGGAGAUCAUGGGCCUGAAAAUGUCUGUGAUCAACUCUGAGAAGCUGAAAAUUCAGACCACCUGGAAUAUGGAGGUUCCCACUGAGAUGCUCCUGGUAGUGAAGGACAAGGUGCCUGAGAUCAUGUCAGCGGUUCGCAUGGAGGAUAUCCUGUCUGCUCCCCAGAAGAUGGCCAACAAACUUGAGGGUAGCAUGGAGCAGAUCACGGAUCAGGGCAAGGUCAUGUACAAGAGGGCUGCAGAAAACAUUGCAGCUAUGGACCUUACCGCCAUCACCGACAAGCUCUCUGACAGUGUCAUGUUCGUUCUCAGGCAGUACCAGAAGAACGUUCAGGUUUUGCUCGAUGCUGCCAUCAAGUUCCUGAGAGAGACCCAGUUCCAGAUGCCUGGACUUGAGGGAAAGAUGUCCGGUCUUGAGGCCUACCAGAAACUGAGUGGAUUCUUCGCUGAAUUUGUUGAGGAAGCUUUCAAGAAGGUUCCAGAAUUCUUCGCCUCCCACGGUGCCGCUCUCCUCGAACAGAUCAGAAACAUAAAAUUCACUCUUCCCGGCUCCAGCAACUUCAUCAGCGGGAGAGAAAUCCUAGAUGACCUGAUGGCCGCCAUUGAGAAGAUCCAGGAGCAGGUGAUCAUCAUUGUGAAGAGAGUCGGAGAUGUCCCUCUGGAGGAUAUUGUGAGCAGGCUGUCUGCAUUCCUGCGCUUAACCGUGGAGAAAUCCGAAGAGCUCAUUGUCUCCCUGAAAUCUCAGGAUGCGGAGAAACUCACCAUGUGGAUGAGUGACGUCUACAGCGAAGCCAUCAACUCCCGUGCCAUGUCUGAUAUUACACAGCAGAUCGAGGAAGCCAAGAGAAUCAUCAGAGAAUAUCGCGACCUCUUUGCUGAAAUGUCCAUUGAGCAGCUCAACGCUGACAUCCAGUCCUGGAUUGACUCCAUGAUUCAGAGCAUUAAUGCCAUCCACACCAAGGUCAUUGAGUUUCUUCAGGACAUUACCAGAAAUGCUGAGUCUUUUGUGACAGUGAGUGACAAACAGAUGGACAUUGAAAUUCCUAUUCCAUUCAUUGCUUGACAUGUAAAACAUAUACACCCAAUUCAUUGGCUUUCAACUUGCAAACAUAACUGUUAUUCUCACAUGUAGCCUAUUCAUAUUAUAAUUAAUUUCAAUGUCUUUUUUGUAAGUUACUAAUUUAGUUUAUUAUUCACAAGGAAAGACCGCAAACUUGACUAGUCUUAUUUUGCUCCCAAUGUGUCUUGUUCUUUUUUUAAACUUGAAAAGAAAAACAUGAAUAAAGACGAUUUGGACCGCAAAUGAUGAGAUAAAUGUUUUCUAUAUCACUCCCCACCCAUUCAUAACCUUGCAUCUAUCUUGCUUGGCCUCUAUCAAUAACAGUAACAGAGCAAGCCUGUGUUGUCUUAUCCUACAUAGUAAAUGGGUCCUUGGUGGGUCUCUCUGAUUUUGGUCAAAUACCUUAUAAAACAAAGCUCUUUAAUUAAAUUAAAUGUACUAUGAUAAUACACUAUUAUGUAGUUAAUGUACUUGAUCUAUUUAUAAAAAUAAUUAGCUAUGAUACAACAACUAUACAUUUUACUCAAAUGUUUUACUUCAACACAGUGCAAUACUUCAGUAGCCCUCAACGAGAUGCUGUGGCAGCCAAAAACCUAUUGAGUGUUUCCAAUGUCUCUAGUCUGAGAGAUAGGCCUAGUAUUCAUACACUAAAUAUGAGAAAGAAACUGAAUUAUUUCUUAAUAUGAGGGAUUAUACAGCCUGAUACAAACUUGUUCAAAAG
Molecule: messenger RNA, 16262 nt
Organism: Coregonus sp. 'balchen'
Lineage: Eukaryota; Metazoa; Chordata; Actinopteri; Salmoniformes; Salmonidae
Source: the annotation of a GenBank genome assembly